GUAUUUCAAUGAUAUGUGUAAUAUAUGUGUAUAUAUAUAUAUAUAGGCAUAUAUUUAUAUAAAAUUACGUUUCAUAUCGAAAUGAAAUCAACAUCUUUGCUUCAAAGUAAACUGAUCUCUCAUAGAGCAUCAAUAAAUAUGAUGCUAGCUCUACUUGCGCGUUUACUACAUUAAAAAAAGAAAGAUACGUAUGGUCUUCAAAUAUUUAUCAAUUUAUAUGUUCAGUGGAGAAAACGUUCUGGAGAAACGUUUAGAAAACAAAUUGUUUAAUAGAGCUACAGCACUUUAUGUAAUUUAUCGCGUCAUUAUGAUAAAUUGUGAUAAAUUACGUGACAUUAUUUCGCUAUAGACUUUGCGUGCACAACUUUACGAAAAAGAAUUUUUCAUUAUAUUUGAUGUAAAGACGAUUGUUUUACAUACUCGACUUUCAAAGCUAUGUUAUUCGUCAGACAGAAUGGUUUUUAUUGGUGAACGCUGCUUGAAUUUGCAUCGGAUAACGCUAUCACUUCUUGGUUUGUGGCCUUAUCAAAAACCAAGUGUUUUACGAACAGUUUUCUUUUUCGGUAUUUUUUUUGCCUCUUUGGUUUUUCAGUUAACGGUAUUUAUAACAACAAAAUACGACACGGAAUUUAUUAUUACAGAACUUACACGUUUUUGCCCCUUUGUCAUUUAUUUUUUAAAUUAUAACUGUUUUUAUUUCAACUCUAAAAGCAUUAAACAAUUAUUGGAACAUAUAAAGUUGGACUGGAAGAUAAUGGAAGACAGUGAAAUGAAAAUAAUUAAAAAAUAUUCAUACAUUGGUUACUUCUUUUCAUUCUCUGUAAAUAUUUUACUCACUUUGGUUAUGCUUAUUUUUACGAUCAUCGAAUUCAUACCUAUUAUUCUUGACGCAAUUGCGCCAUUGAACGAAUCUCGACCACAUAGAUUUAAAGUAUCUUAUGAACUCUUUAUUGAUGAAGAAGAAUAUUAUUUUUUGUAUUUAAUAGUCGAAGUUGUAACAGUGACGAUUGGAAUUUAUUCAACAGUUAUGACUGGUACAUUCUUGCUUACGAUUGGAGGUCACUUUUGCGCGACAUUUAAAAUUGCUAGCAAUUUAAUUAAAGAAACUGUGACUGAAAAUAUGAUACAAAUGCCUGCUCCUUAUAAAAUUUAUUUCAUGUACCGUAACAUUUGUCGUGCAGUUCAUAUUCAUAGAAGAACUGUGCAGAUUAUAAGUAACAUGUCAAAUUCUUUAACCAUAUGGUAUUUACCUUUGCUUCUAUUUGGCGUUAUAUCUUCAAGUUGCAUUAUUUUUCGAUUUCUUAAUGCAAUAAGACGAUUAAACGAUUUAUCUGAGCUAUUUGUAUCCUUUUCGCUAUUUAUGGCUCAUUUCAUAUACAUGUUUAUUGCGAACCUUGGUGGACAAGUAAUUACUGAUCACAGUUCAGAGAUGUUGAAAUCCGUAUAUAAUACAUUGUGGUACGUAGCUCCACUAUCGAUUCAAAAGUUGAUAUUGUUUCUAUUAACAUCUGUAAAAGAUUAUAAACUGUUGGUUGGUGGUAUUUUUGUUCCAUCUUUUGAAGGUUUUUCUACGCUUAUCACCUCGGCAAUAUCAUAUUUUACAGUAAUAUAUACUAUGCGAGAAUGAUAAAAUGAAGAAAAAUUAGUCGUUCAAAUAGAAGGAAACAUUUUAUUGUGUAGAAAUAAUUGUUUUGAUUUAAACAAGUGAUUCAAACUCUUUAGGUAUAUUGCUGUCUACAGCAUUUCACAAACUGCAACGAGCACAUAUCAUUAAUUUUGAUAAAAUUAUAAUACAUAUUAUAAUAUUAGAGAAGAAGGUGGCAUUAUGGACUAUGUAUUAUGAACAUCUGUAUUAUUUCCGUUAGGUGACGAAUUGCUUAUGGAAUUACUUAUUUGUUUUGUAGCGUAGUAGCAAGUUUCAAUAUAAAAUAUUGCUUAUUAACAAAAUUAUUGAAUAAAAUAUAAAUGGCUGCCUAUAAAGUUCCUUCUCCUCUAUUAUAUAAUUUUGUUAUAUGCAGUUAUGUUAUUUAAAUAUAAAAUAUAUAAAAAGUAUUUAUCACUGAUUAUUGCAUGGCAGUAAAUAUCUACAAUUAAAAUAAUUUUUGCAUUAACUAAUAAAACAUAUUAACAAAAUACAACAAUUUUCUAAACUCUAUAAUUUUAAGUUGGGACAGAAACAUGCGUCAUAGCGUUAUUCAAUAAGGCUGCAGUCGUUAAUGAAGAUAAAAUCGUAACGCUAAUUGAAAAUAAUCAUACAACGCAGGACACUACAAAGAUAUCCACAUAUCUCUAUAUACAUUUGUACAUAAAUUUGUACAAAUAUCUAAACAUUGUCUUUAAAUUUCACUUAACAAAGGCUACGAACUUUUGUUUCCACCUAAUAUUUUAUUCAAUUUAAUUUUAAUGUUAAUGUAUUAACAUGAUUAUAUUAAACAAAUUAAUUUUCCGAAAAA
Molecule: messenger RNA, 2453 nt
Organism: Solenopsis invicta (red fire ant)
Lineage: Eukaryota; Metazoa; Arthropoda; Insecta; Hymenoptera; Formicidae
Product: odorant receptor 24a-like
Exons: 9
Coding region: 455-1627 (390 amino acids)
Biological process (GO): sensory perception of smell; detection of chemical stimulus involved in sensory perception of smell
Cellular component (GO): plasma membrane
Molecular function (GO): odorant binding; olfactory receptor activity
Source: RefSeq, a predicted model, not a curated record